Molecule: messenger RNA, 2198 nt
Organism: Phasianus colchicus (ring-necked pheasant)
Lineage: Eukaryota; Metazoa; Chordata; Aves; Galliformes; Phasianidae
Gene: TMEM38B
Product: transmembrane protein 38B
Biological process (GO): potassium ion transmembrane transport
Cellular component (GO): membrane
Molecular function (GO): identical protein binding; potassium channel activity
Source: RefSeq, a predicted model, not a curated record
CUGCACUCAAGCACAGAAAGAAACCGACAGCAAACAAAGUUCAGUCGCAAAGCAGCGAGCUCACCGACGCACGCGCCCUCCCCCGUCCCGGCGCACCGCCGCCCCGCCCUCCGACGGCUCCCGGCGAGGGCCACGCUUCCCCCAAGCGCCCGCCGCCAUGGAGCUGGGGCAGGUGCCGCUGCUCUUCUCCCGCCUGCCCAUGUUCCCCUUCUUCGACCUGGCGCACUACAUGGCCUCCGUCAUGGCGCUGAAGGAGCAGCGGGGAGCUGUGGAAGUGUCAAUCCGCAGUCCAGUUGCUUGCUGGUUUAGUGCUAUGCUUUGCUGCUUUGGUGGAUCUGUUUUGUCUUCCUUGAUGCUUGGAGAACCUCCAGUAGCAUUUUUGGCAAAGACCACAAAUAUUCUACUGGCAUCUUCAGUCUGGUAUCUUAUGUUUUAUUGCCCACAAGACAAAUUCUACCAGUGCUUUGCGUUUCUGCCUCUUCGGCUUCUGGUUGCAGGAAUGAAAGAAGUGACUAGGACUUGGAAAAUAGUGGCUGGCGUUACGCAUGCAGACAGUCAUUUUGAAGAUGCCUGGCUUGUCAUGGUAGCUGUGGGCUGGGCCAGAGGAGCUGGUAGCGGCUUAAUCUCCAACUUUGAGCAGUUGGUGAGAGGAGUGUGGAAACCUGAAACCAAUGAACUACUGAAGAUGUCCUAUCCUGUGAAGGUAACUUUGAUAGGAGCAGUUCUCUUCACUCUGCAGCACAGCCAGUACUUGCCAAUUGCAAGACACAACCUUAUGUUUCUAUACACCAUCUUUCUUGUAGUUUCCAAGGUAACAAUGAUGUUGACAAGAUCUACAGCUUCUCCAUUUGCUCCCAUUGAGGCUGCAUUAAGCCACAUGUUCUUUGGCUCGCAAAAACCACCAUCCAAAGUGAAGGGUGAAGGUGCUUCAUCUUCCAAUGGCUCUUCAGUCUGUGACCAGUCGUCCUCGGAGCAGCCCCGUGAUGGUGUUAAGAAGAGACAGGCAAAGAAAACAGAAUAAGUAGCUUACAAUACAUGAUAACCUGUGAAGAUGUUUAUAUUUUAGAUGAGGCUGAUUGAAUUAUUAUUUUUUUUUAAUGAAAUGUAUGUGAGAUGAAAUUAAGGCUGUAUAAUAUGGUGUUGUUUGCCUUCAGAAUGUGUAUUGUAUGCUUUUGGAAUAUAUUCAGAUGUCUAAGUGCACACGUUGGAUUUCUAAGUCUAAAAGUUCACAUUUUUAUAGUGCUUUUAAGUUCGUUAAUUUUUGUAUUUAUUAAUAGCUUUAAAUUCUUAGAUGCUAAAAUAACUUCCAAAAUGUGACAGUUACCUUUGCUGUUUUUUCUGGUAUAUCACUUGAUUCACUUCUCUUUUUUCUUCUUGAUUCUCACGUUUCAUUUGGAUACACAGACUUGUGCUGCCAAGUGUUCACAGCACAGUGUUCCAAUUAGGAAAGCCUGAUUAAGGCUUAAUCAUACUGCACUGUAAAACUAUGAAAAUGUACCACACUAAUGCCUUUAAUUACAAAAAUAAUGGAGUUACUGUUUUAAUUCCUACUACACUGGUCUAGACUUCCAUCAUUUACUUAAGUCAAUAUUUUUUGCAUUGUUUGUAUUUUUCAAAAUAAGAAUUAUCUGGCACUUUUAAAAAUCUUUACAGUUAGGAAGUAGAAGCACUUCAGUAUUGUGAGCUUACUUUGAGGUUUUUUGUAAGCGUUGAAUAUUUAGCUAUCUUUUGUAUUAUGUGUGUGAUUUUUUUAUGUUGUUUCUAGCGCCUUUCGAUUUGGGAUGAGACAUCUCUGCCUGCACUUUUAUUGAGGCACAAUAAUUUUUGCUUCUUUUCAAAGUCAAACAUUCAAACUGUUUUUAAAAAAAGAAUACUGGAUGGUACAUAUGCCUUGUUUAAUCAUAAGUUAUGCCCUGUUAUACAUGCUGUUGAUACACACAAAUACUAUUUUCUAGAAGUUACCUCUGGUGCUACUGAGUUACUACCAAAAGCACUGAAAGUAUAUACUAAUGUUUGUUGCUAUUUGCUGCAUCCUGCUCGUUGCAUCUUUUUGCAGACAGUAUGGAACAGUUGUCUUACACACUUCAGAACCAAGGUCUCACAGGUGUUGCAUUUUGUAAGAUUCUAAUAUUUUCACAGAAGUCUUCAAUUUGAUGUGCCAUUUUUAGUACACAUUAAAUGACUUUUACAGAAUGAGA